AUGAAAGCAGGAAUUUUCAAAGCUGCAAGUUUUGUUCGUUUUCUUGUCGCGGUCGUGAUUCUGGCAAUGAUUUUGGUGGUAACACCUUGCCGAGGUCAACAAAGAUGUUCUCCGUUGACUAUUCCUUUCUGUCAGGGUUUAUCGUACAAUAGCACAAUACUGAAUCCCACGAUGCAGCAACGAGUGUCUCGCGAACUCUCUCGAUUUUCACCUUUGAUGAAGAUUGCUUGUUCGGAUGAUUUAACUUUUUUUCUUUGUUCCAUGUUCGCACCGAUUUGCACGCUGUCACAGACUCCUAUUCUACCGUGCCGCUCGCUUUGCAACAGUGUUAGACGCGAUUGUGAGGACCCUUUGAAGACCAUAGGCUUCACGUGGCCGGAGCCUCUCAAUUGCGAUAACUUUCCAGACCGAAAUGGUAAGGGCUUCUGUGUUGUUAUACCAGAUAAAACCACCCCUCAGCCGCCAGUAACGGAGAGAGCCAAGGGUGAGUUUUCAUUUGUUCAGUUUUAACUUCCUCGCGUUAAUUGAGGAUUUACCAAGAAACGGUUUUAAGUAUUAUGGCAUGUAGCACAAUUACAUUAGUCAGGAGCCGAACGCAAAUAACUUUUAGGGUUGAGUGUGAUAUGGUUGUUAGAUAGUGUUACUUGCGUGACAUAAGAUAUUGCUAAACCAGUUGUCAAAGCUAAAUUCAACAAACGUUUUUGGAACAUGAAGAGAUUAAAUGACACACUACCCGCAAGCUGAGGAUCUUGAAGGCAUUAAAAAAACAUUAAUCUGUGUUUAUUCUAUCUACGUAUUGGUAUUGGUUCCGUAUGUGCUCAUCAGAAGACGUCAAAAGUUCUUUGUUCGUCGCCAAUCCUCACUCUAAGUUGCUGUAAUUUGAACUUAAUCAAAACAAAUUUUCCGUAUGUUUAGCGCCAUGGUCCUCUCUUAUUUGCAAUGCAAAACAAGCCGUGGUUAUUUUGGGUUCGUCAUACGAUCGUGCUCUGUCUUCGCACGAUUCACAGUGACUUAGAUUAGAAGCAACUGUUUGUAGUCCAGCAUUUGCCAAUCCAAUGUGCUACACGGCCUAAAAACUAGGACUCCAGGAAGUUCCUUGUGUUUCAGCUCGCAAAUGACCACAAAAUUACUGACUAGAAGAGAACAGACUGAAAAUCGAUUUACCUUGAGUUGGGACUCGUUAAUUAGUUUUUCAGCAUAUUGCAGAUUGGCUCAACGAGUGGAUUUUAUUGACUAAUUUACUAAUCAAAACUAUAAAAAAAAUUAUUGGACGUAAUUAGUUAUUACCAGCCCAACUUGAGCACUAAUAGGACAUUUUGCUCGUUAUACCUGUGUAAGUGUCAUGUGCGUGCGCAUUUCGCCGAGCUAUCUGUAGUCUUUUUUAUUAUUAUUCAAAGAUAUAAUCGAUGGCGGGUUUCUUUUUAAAAUUUUGUCAUAAUUUUGAUUUAAAAUUAGUAACAGCACCUCCUGUCGUCCAAUUCUGUCUCCAACCGUACUCGGUUUACAGCCCAAACUAGGCUCCACUCAGUCUUAUUACCAUCGCGAAUUAACUGAUUUAAUAAUUACUUGAUACACUGAUUGAUUGAUCCUUUGGUUCCCUGAAAGAUUUUGUAACUUUCUGUGUCAGAUACACCUGAGUUCCUCCUCGUCGCGAACCGUAAGGAUAUCCUUCGUGUUGAGCUUAACCCAGUUGCACACAAGACACUGGUCUCACGUCAGAUGGCAGCUGUAGCCAUCGAUUUCGACUUUGACACGGGAUUUAUUUUCUGGACUGACGUAGUCAAAGGCAAUAUCCAGCGCGCACCGGUUAAUAACGGCGAGAAUACGGAGGUGCUGAUAGAUGGUCUUGUAUCACCCGAGGGACUGGCUGUCGAUUGGAUGAACAAGAAGCUGUAUUGGACCGACACAGGGACAGAUGAAAUUGAAGUAGCGGGUUUCGAUGGUGGCCAUAGAAUGGUUCUGAUUGAUACAGGACUAAAAAACCCAAGGGCGAUUGUUGUACACUCCAGUGCUGGGUAAGCGUAGUGUUUGAUUCCUUAAUCUUUCACACCCUAACAUCAGUAUGCAUAUUCUCCAUACUGUUCUCUAUACAUUUCCUAUGGUAACGACAAGGAGAAUUUGUUUAACAAGCAACAGUUAUUCUUGUGACGUUAAUGUUGAAUUUUUUGAUGGUAUUUUAGGGGGGAAUUAGAUGCUGGUCACGCGUAGUGGUCAAAGUGUCAAGAGUGUUCUACUCUCCCAGUCGUUGUGUAAAUAUUUCAAGGAAUUUUUUCGUUCGGACAAAUUACCCUUAACUUAAAAUUUUAGUUCGUUAAGAUGGAAAAAAAAUGAAAAUAGGAGGAACAUGGAUGUUUAAAGACGGAUUGGACUAGCAGGGAUUGCAAAUGGCAAAUAUGAAAAUUUUAAGAAUAAAGGGGGUAAGUUUCUGAGAUAAUUUGUUUUUAAUCAAAUGUGUUGAUAAAGUCAAUUAGCCACCGUGGAUAGAUUCUAAAGGUGACAUUUCCGAGCGUUAGACGCCAUGUAAUUUGCGAGCUGUAAUUUCAGGAAAUGUUUUCAAUACACAGAAACCUAGAUGUGUAUUCUCAAAUGUCAAUAGUCUCUUUACCUAAUACACUCGUCCUUCGAAGGACGAAACGCCCAGGGGAACUAACCCUCGGGGUGGGGAGGGGGUGGGUUGAAAUGGAUCAGUUGCUUAGGGUAGGAGGUACUUGACGCCCACCAAAACCUUUUUGUAAACCUUUUUGGCCUUCAAGUACGACAAGCAUGUAGCCUUGCUCAAAGUUAUUGAUUUUUUUUUUAGUUACAUGUUCUGGUCUGAUUGGGGAAAAACAGCCAAAAUUGAAAAAUGCAGCAUGGAUGGAGAGAGUACGUCACGGAAAAUUCUCGUCAGUCAGAAUAUCAUUUGGCCAAAUGGACUAACAAUCGACUACAGUGAGGAUAGAAUUUGGUGGACUGAUGCACGAUUCGGCACGAUUGAGUCCGUGGAUUUAAACGGUGGAGAUCGGAAAGUCGCUUUGCGAAGCAGCCGUGCUCGGUACACCUUCGGUAUUUCACUAUUUCAAGACUCUAUCUUUGUAGCCAAGCGACAAGGAGGGCGUAAGAUACUUAAAGUCGACAAGUCUGGGGGCAAAAGAUCGGUGACCCUGCUACGAUAUCUAUACGGACCGCGGGGAAUUGUGGUAUAUCAUCCUUCAAGGCAGCCGGGAACAGGUCAGAAUUGUGUUUUGUCGAUGUGUUUAAAUAUGACCGAGUGACUUCUUGUACAGACAUUUGCACGUUACACAGUGUGUUUUUUAAGUCAUUUUUUACGUUUUCUUUUCCAUUUGUUGGCAUUAUUUUGGUCUUCUUUGGUCCAUUAAAUUGGUUUAUUCAGUCAGUCAUUCAUUCAUUCACCUACCCAAGCAAUCCUCAUUUCAUCCAUUAGCCACGAUGAGCAAGACACACUUUCUUUUUACAAUAUCAAUACAAUAUGAAGCAGACAAGUGACGAGAAUAAAGAAAAAUAUCAAGUAGGGGCAGAGUCAAUGGGCUCUUAGUUAAGGAUUAUAAAUUAGUUGAUCCAAUACCAAAUUCUCCGAAUCAACACGAUAAGAAUUGUAUGGCAGAGAGUAGGGAGAAAUACUAGUGAGAUCUUGAGAGUCGAAGGGUUAAGGUAUUUACGCGUUUAUUAAGUAAUCCUCUUGAUCUUUCAUGUUCUUUGGACUGUUUGUCGCUCUGUUGUUCUAACCGCUCUCUCAGCUCUCUUUUUCAAUUUUUAGUUAUCAUAAUGUUGUUUGUUUGGUUCCUUCAGUGUUAAUCGUGCUGAUCCAAGCGUACUUCUUUCUGUGUGACUUUGAAGCCCAUUUAACAGCUUACAGGUGUGUUUUCUUUGCAUAGGCAAUAAUCCAUGCAGUGACUCUGUGGUUUCCGGAGGUUGCAGUCACAUCUGUUUACUAGCUCCAAAAGAUCUCGAUCCAAAAGGUUAUUCUUGUCACUGUCCCCCUGGAUUGAUGAUGCUUCAAGAUGAAAAGACCUGCAUGUCCUCAGGUAAUAAUAAAUAAUCAGCUAUAGGUGAUUCAACGCCGUAGGCCUCAAUGUGUUAAUAGAAGACACAAGAAGCUGGUCCUUCCAGCAGCAGCACGAACUCUAGCGCUGUGUUGUGUCUUAUUCAGGGGGGCUAUAAGAAAUUUUAAGAAUUGUUGGGGACGGGUGGGGGGGACGGGUGGUGGCCACAUACCCCUGCAUCUUAUAGUUUUAAGGUGUGACAAUCUCUUACAAGGAAUCUUAAAAUAUAACAAAAAUAUCAUUUUUAACUUUUUUUCUUAGAUGCUUUAAAGUGCAAGGAAGGAAUGUGUCUCAAUGGAGGCACUUGUAUCGAGAAAGCAAGGGCACUUCCCGUAUGUAGGUGAGAGAGAUGUUUUAAGUGUUAAGGGGCCGAUAUUUCAGCAGAUUAUUGACUUAUUGAAACAAAGACUGGCACGAUCCAUUAUUGAAUAAGCUCAUCUGCUCAGGAAAUACUCAAGCAUUCUUUGAAAUAUUGAAAAAUUAAACACUGUGCAUCAGAAACAAUUUAAGGUUUUGGUAUUUAUAGUAAGUAAUCAAUACUAUUCUAGACAGGUUUCCGCACACUUUAUAACCUCUGAGAUUACUUCGGUUAUCACAUCGCUCAUUUCCACUAUCAGACGCAGUUAAUGAUGAGAACAAGGAAAAACUUCCAAGGGGAUAGGUUCUCAGAUGUACUUGUUAGAAGUAAUCCCAAAUUUUAGAAUAGAAGAAUUUUCAGUUGAGCGUCACGGUUAACACGGUAAUGCUUUGAUUUUGCUUUAAAUCACAUCGUGAUUAAUCCAAAAAACUCCCGCCACCCUCUCAGCCAAUCAGAUUUAAUCUAAUGCCGUUAGCGACGUGGUCACUUCACUUUUCCCGCGCUAUGAGCAUUUUCUUGCUUUUAUUUUGAGUCCUGAUUGGUUCCCUGAGAUAAUAACCUUUACUCUGGUUGGCUGUUGUGAUAACUUCGAUUAAUCUUUCAGCGAAAUGUUUUCUAUGGAACACAGUUAAACGCAGGGUAAACAGAAAUAAGGAACAAACUGUUAUUCUCCACAGUUGCCCUUCUGAUUAUAAGGGACCCAGAUGUCAAGAAAUCAGCCCGGUGCACAUCUCCACCACAAUUUCUCCCUCAACGAAACAGGACAGCUGUGAGCCGUUAACGAUACCUCUUUGUCGCUCUUUGCCUUAUAAUACUACAAUAUUUCCCAACUUUUUGAAUCACACAACACAAGACGAGGCCGCUCUUUAUGUCCACCAGUUUUAUCCUUUGGUACAAUACGGCUGCUCGGAGCAUUUAGGACUCUUCCUCUGUGCUGUUUACGCGCCAGUUUGUACAGUGUUAGGUUCUGCAGUCCCGCCCUGUCGUUCCCUUUGUAAUAGUGCAAGACUUGGCUGUGAAGAUGUGAUGAAACGUUUCGGUGUUAAAUGGCCAGAGAGUUUAAACUGCGAACGAUUUCCUGAAUUAGGUUCUGAAAUCUGCGUUGGACUCAAUGAAACCUUAGAACCCACCUCCCAGCCGCCAACUGGUGAGAAAUGUAAGUAUUGUUUUACAUGUCUUAUUGUUGCUCAAAGUUUUGUCUUUGUGCAUUCUUCUAAGUCCUUGUUUUAAAGCCUCAUUGAUCUUUUUGGAAGGAAAAGAAAAUCGAGAACACCAAGAAAGUAGACUUAUAUCUGAGGAAUGUUUGCCAAACAAUGUUCUUAUUUUCACAUGAGAUUUUUUUGGCAUUGUUAGGGUAACAACCUUCUUUAUUCCCUCUCUUCUCGUUUCCUCUCUCCAAGGAGGAAGUGAAAGAGAACUCGAGAGAGAGGUGACUAUAUGGCUCCCUGCUCCUAACCGAGAUUUACUGGUAUCCAGCCCUUAAUUAGGAGUUCAUCGGUUCAGAUCAUGAAUUCAGUUAUUUCCUGUGCUUCAUGACAUUCCUUUUACAUAAUUACAUCUGGUAUUUGUCCUCAGCUUCCAAUGGGUCUUGUCUGGCCAGUCAGUUCCUAUGUAAGGCUACAGAAGAGUGUAUUGACUACGCUCUUCUAUGUGAUGGUAACGAUGAUUGUGGAGACAACUCAGAUGAAGAUAUCUGUGAUAAUUCCACCGUUGUUUCACAUUGUGGAAGCAACGAGUUUAAAUGCCGUGAAACGGGAGAAUGUUUGAAAAACUUUCUUGUUUGUGACGGCUCCUAUGACUGUGAUGACAAAUCAGACGAAGAAGGCUGCAAUAGCACUGUUCCGUGUAGAUCCGAUGAGUUUAAAUGCCGUGAGUCCGGAGCAUGUAUUAGAAAACGUGCUGUUUGUGAUGGAUUGCUGGAUUGUAUCGACAAAUCAGACGAAGAAGGAUGUGACAAUGAAACCUCAUGUGUCGGUAAGCUUUUUCGAUGCAAUUCAACCAGAAGAUGCAUUGAUGAAAAAUGGGUUUGUGAUGGCCAUGCAGAUUGUGAUGAUAUGUUAGAUGAAUUAGUAUGCCCUACGACUGAAUUCUGCAGACCCCUAUUUCUGUGUCAGUCGGGUCCUCGUCGUUGUAUUCCCUAUCACUGGCUGUGUGAUGGAUCUAACGACUGUGGAGACAACUCUGAUGAACAGUAUUGCAGUUGGUCAGUUUGUCCAAACAACCAGGUUUAUUGUAAACGGCUCGGGAUGUGUUUGCCAAGCCGAUGGAAAUGUGAUGGUCAACGAGACUGCCCUGACAACUCGGAUGAAGCAGACUGUCCAAAUCUUCCUAAAUGCGGCGACAGUGAGUUCCAAUGCGUUGAUAAGUCUUGUGUGCAAAUAAGUUCGGUUUGUGACGGGAAAGUUGACUGUAUAGACAAAUCGGACGAAAAACUCUGCAAUUACACUCGAGCAUGUACAAGCAAUCAGUUCCAAUGUCAUAGCACCGGAGUUUGUAUCAACAAAGUCUUUGUAUGUGAUGGUAGUAAUGACUGUGGAGACAAAUCUGAUGAAGAAAAGUGUAACACCACCACGCCUUGCAGUAUUACCGACCAGUUUCAGUGUGGAACUACUGGAAGAUGCAUCAAGAAGGAUCUUGUUUGCGAUGGUUAUGAUGAUUGUGGAGACAACUCGGAUGAAGAAAAGUGUAACAGCACUCUACAAGGCAGCUGCGAGCCAUUGACGAUGCCCAUUUGUCGAAAUUAUAUGCCGUACAAUACUACGAUAUUUCCAAACUUGUUAAGUCACAGAACCCAAGACGAGGCAGCGAAGGAUCUCUUCCAGUUUUAUCCUUUGAUGAAGAAAUAUUGCUCGUCACAUAUUGAGUUUUUCUUUUGCACUGUUUACGCUCCAAUUUGUACUAUAUCUAAAACGGCAGUUCCUCCAUGCCGUUCUCUUUGUGAUAGUGCUAAAGUGAGCUGUGAAAGAUCUUUGAAAGAGUUUGGCUUCAAAUGGCCCGAGGUUGUAUCCUGUGAGAGAUUUCCACGAAUAGGAGAGAAGGAAUGCAUUGGAGUUAAUCCAACAGCACCCGUAAGCUCACCGACGGCGUUACUAGAGACCUGUAAGUACAACACUUGAAUGAUCUUAGAACGAAUAGCAAUUUGCAAUUGAGUGUCGAUAGGUAUUUGGGAUAGCUUUGGGUUUGCUUUAGCACCAGACAUUUUUAUUGGUUUAAGAAAUCACUCCCGCAUCUCAAGCAAUUAGAUAUUGUACUAAUACCAAUCACGACUUGUUUACUCCUGUUUUCCCGCGCUUCAGGACAUUUCCUUAUUUUACUGUGAGUUCACAUUGGUUUAUAAUGACAAUAUUGUUUUUGCGACACUCAAGAGCAAAGCGUUUCAUCCUUCAAAGGUAUUUUACUGUAUUUCUUUAUUCUUUAAAUAGCUUUUUUGUUUAUUAUUCAAACUUAGUUCAUGCUACAAAAUGUAGAAGUAAUUUCAUGGUUUAACGCCUUUUUACGACGGUUAAUUCCUUCUCCCUUUCCCAACAUGUUAUGUACUUUGAACGUAGCAACCAUCGUAACCAAAGCUUAUAGGAAAGACACAUAGAAUGAGAUUUGGGCUGAUGUCAACUCAGUCACAAUUUUGAGGAUUCUGAACCAAGGAGGUUCCUUUUUUAUCGUUUUUUGACAGAUGCUUUGAUGUGCACUAAAGAAAGUUGUGUUCGUGGAGGUACCUGUCUUGAAGGUUUCAAUCCAUUGCCCUUCUGUAGGUGGGUAAAUAAAUCGUGUUUAUUCAAUCAAUAGGUUAACCGGCCCCAUACACACCCUACAUCAGUAUGCAAGUUCUCCUUACUGUUCUCCUAACACAUCCUAUGAUUGUGACAAGGAGAAUUUUUCUAAAAAUCAAGAGUGUCAUGAGUUGACUACAAUUUCUUUUAUUCUUAUCACCUUUAUGUUUGAUAAAAGAGAAAGUCACUUCUCGAUGAGGAUUUUAUGGAAACGGAACAUCAAUAAUAACCUUUUAAGCUUAGCCUUUAAGGCAUUAGCGAGUGACCGAGAGAACGACAUUUUUCACGGAAACAUAGGCGAUUUCUUAUACCAACCUCUAAAAUAUCAAGUCCAACGAAACUUCCGUUAGCAAGCAGUGAGAAUUAUCGGUUUGAUCUUUUCACUAAACGUAGUAGUUGAGAGAGCCAUUUAUUCUCUGUCCGCAGUUGCAGAUGCGAAGAAAUCGUCAAGACGCUUCCGCCAGUGCACAUGUCCACCACAAUUUCUCCUGCAACGAAACAGGACAGCUGUGAGCCCUUAACGAUACCCCUUUGCCGAUUUAUGUCUUAUAAUACUACAAUAUUUCCCAACUUUUUGAAUCACACAACACAAGGCGAAGCCGCUGUUGGUGUUUACCAGUUGUAUCCUUUGGUAACAGUCGGCUGCUCGGAGCAUAUAAGUUUGUUCCUCUGUGCUGUUUACGCGCCAGUUUGUACAGUGUUAGGUUCUGCAGUCCCGCCCUGUCGUCCCCUUUGUAAUAGUGCAAGACUCGGCUGUGAGGGUCUGAUGAAACGUUUCGGUUUCGAAUGGCCAGAGAGUUUGAAGUGCGAACGAUUUCCUGAAUUAGGUUCUGAAAUCUGCGUUGGACUCAAUGAAACCUUGGAACCCACCUCCCAGCCAUCAAUUGGUGAGAAAUGUAAGUAUUGUUUAGCAUGUCGUAUGGUUGCUGAAAGUUUUGUCUUUGUGCAUUCUUCUAAGUCCUUGUUUUAAAGCCUCUUUAAUCUUUCGGGAAGGAAAAGAAAGUCGAAAAUAGGAAGAAAGUAGACUUAUUUCCGAGGAAUUUCCGCUUAUCAAUUUUUUAAUGUUCAUAUGAGAUUCUGUUGGCAUUGCUGGGGUAACAACCUUCUUUAUUCCCGCUCUUCUCUUUUUAUCUCUCCAAGGGGGGAGUGAAAGAGAACUCGAGAGAGAGGUGACUUUAUGGCUCCCUGCUACUUAACUCGACACGAGAUUUACUGCUAUCCAACCCUUGAUUAGGUGUUUAUGGAUUCAGAUCAUGAAUUCAGUUAUUUUCCUGUGUUUCAUGACAUUCCUUUUACAUAAUUACAUCUGGUAUUUGUCCUCAGCUUCCAAUGGGUCUUGUCUGGCCAGCCAGUUCCUGUGUAAGGCUACAGAAGAGUGUAUUGACUACGUUCUUCUUUGUGAUGGUAACGAUGAUUGUGGAGACAACUCAGAUGAAGAUAUCUGUGGUAAUUCCACCGUUAUUUCACAUUGUGGAGGCAACGAGUUUAAAUGCCGUGAAACGGGAGAAUGUUUGAAAAACUUUCUUGUUUGUGACGGCUCUUACGACUGUGAUGACAAAUCAGACGAAGAAGGCUGCAAUAGCACUGUUCCGUGUGGAUCUGAUGAGUUUAAAUGCCGUGAGUCUGGAGCAUGUAUUAGAAAACGUGCUGUUUGUGAUGGAUUGCUGGAUUGUAUCGACAAAUCAGACGAAGAAGGAUGUGACAAUGAAACCUCAUGUGUCGGUAAGAUUUUUCGAUGCAGAUCAACGAAAAGAUGCAUCAAUGAAAAGUGGGUUUGUGAUGGCCAUGCAGACUGUGAUGAUAUGUCAGAUGAACUAGUGUGCCCUACGACUGAAUUCUGCAGACCCCGAUUUUUGUGUCAGUCGGGUCCUCGUCGUUGUAUUCCCGAUCACUGGCUGUGUGAUGGAUCCAACGACUGUGGAGACAACUCUGAUGAACAGUAUUGCAGUUGGCCAGUCUGUCCAAACAACCAGGUUUAUUGUAAACGGCUCGGGAUGUGUUUGCCAAGCCGAUGGAAAUGUGAUGGUCAACGAGACUGCCCUGACAACUCGGAUGAAGCAGACUGUCCAAAUCUUCCUAAAUGCGGCGACAGUGAGUUCCAAUGCGUUGAUAAGUCUUGUGUGCAAAUAAGUUCAGUUUGUGACGGGAAAGUUGACUGUAUAGACAAAUCGGACGAGAAACGCUGCAAUUACACUCAGACAUGUACAAGCAAUCAGUUCCAAUGUCAUGGCACUGGAGUGUGUAUCAGCAAAGUCUUUGUAUGUGAUGGUAGUAAUGACUGUGGAGACAAGUCCGAUGAAGAAAAGUGUAACACCACCACACUUUGCAGUAUUACCGACCAGUUUCAGUGUGGAACCACUCGAAGAUGCAUCAAGAAGGGUCGUGUUUGUGAUGGUUAUGAUGAUUGUGGAGACAACUCGGAUGAAGAAAAGUGUAACAUCACUCUACAAGGCAGCUGCGAGCCGUUGACGAUGCCCAUUUGUCGAAAUUAUAUGCCGUACAAUACUACGAUAUUUCCAAACUUGUUAAGUCACAGAACCCAAGACGAGGCAGCGAUGGAUCUCUUCCAGUUUUAUCCUUUGAUGAAGAAAUAUUGCUCGCCACAUAUUGAGUUUUUCUUUUGCACUGUUUACGCACCAAUUUGUACUAUGUCUAAAACGGCAGUUCCUCCAUGCCUUUCUCUUUGUGAUAGUGCUAAAGUGAGCUGUGAAAGGUCUUUGAAAGAGUUUGGCUUCAAAUGGCCCGAAGUUGUAUCCUGCGAGAGAUUUCCACGAAUAGGAGAGAAGGAAUGCAUUGGAGUUAAUCCAACAGCACCCGUAAGCUCACCGGCGGCGUCACUUGAGACUUGUAAGUAUAACACUUGAAUGAUCUUGGAGCGGAGAGAAAUUUUCAAUUGAGUGUCUAAAGUAAUUUGGAAUAGCGUUUGGGUUUGCUUUAGCACCAAACAUUGUAAUUGGGCUACGAAAACCAACUCUCGCAUCCUAAGCAAGUAGAUAUUGUACUAAAACCAAUCCCCACUUGUUCUCUCUGAUUGCCCGUGCUUCAGGUCAUUUCCUUACUAUCUUAUGAGUUUCCAUUGGCUUGUAAUGACAUUUUAAGUUGUGUUUUUGCGACACUCAAUAAUAGAGCGUUCCAUUGUCAAAGAUAUUUUACUAUAUUUCUUUACUUUUCAUGUAGAUUGUUUUUGGUAUUCAAACGUCGUGCGCAGUACAAAAUGUAGAAGGAACACAUGCUUGCAAGCCUUUUUACGGCUGUCAUUUCCUUCCCCCUUUCCCAACAUGUCAUGCGCUUUUAACUUACCGACUAUCGUAACAAUAGAUUAACACUCAGAAUAAAAGUUAGGCUCCCUACAUCUAUGGAAACAUGUAUACCAUCUGAGACAUUGGCGCAACAUCCUUAAAAUAGGGUUCAUCCACUUUAGGUACAAUGCUUCCCUCGAUUUCUUGAUCAGAAAUACCGUGACAAAGUAAUAAUGCUAUAUUACACAUGGGAACAAGUCCAGUCUUUGCUAUCAUGAUACUGACUUCCGAUUGAUUACUUCCUUACCACCCAAAGUAAGAAAUAAAGUCUUGCUUGAUCAUGGCUUGCACUAUAACGUAACAAAACCCUAGAGGGGAGAUCUGAUGCCACUCAGUCGCCAUUGCAAAGAUUCUGAAUUGAGAGGUUUUUUAUCGCUUUUCCACAGAUGCUUUGAUGUGCACUAAAGAAAGUUGUGUUCGUGGAGGUACCUGUAUCGAAGGUUUUCAGUCAUUUCCUUCAUGUAGGUAAGUGAAUAAAUUGCGUUUAUUCCGUCCUAAUAAGCCUCUAAACCUGGACAUCAGUACCAAAGUUUUCCAUAUUGUUCCCUACACAUUCCUGUGGUUCUUACAAGGAAAAUUUGUCUAACAGUCAAGCGCAACUUGACUUGGCUACAAUUUCCUUUGUUCUCAUGUCCUUUAAGUUUGAUUCAAGGGUGCCAUUGUUAAAAUAAAUUAAAACUUCUCUCACUCAGGGGUUAAUGGUUUAGGAACAUUUAUUUCAACUGCUUUUAAUUUUCUGAAGCGAAGAUUACAUUAUCUCCGACCAAACUUGUCUCCGGUCCUCGUAGCGAUUACUGCAACUUAUGUAAUAAAAGAGAAAGGAACCUUUUUUGAUGGGAUUUUAUGGAAGCGGAACCUGACUUAAAACCUUGUUUAGCUCAGCCUUACACAUCAGCGAGUGAUCAUGAGAACGAAAUUUUCCAAGGAUAGAUUUCUGAUACCAAAUUCUCGAAUAUGAAGUACAAGAAAGCUUGCGUCGGCCAGUAACGAGAGUUAUCUUUUUGGUCUUUUCACUGAAAGAGGUAGUUGAGAGAGCCAUUUCUUAUCUGUUCGCAGUUGCAGAUGCGAAAAAAUCAUGAAGACGCUUCCACCAGUGCACAUGUCCACCACAAUUUCUCCCUCAACGAAACAGGACAGUUGUGAGCCGUUAACGAUACCUCUUUGUCGAUCUAUGCCUUAUAAUACUACAAUAUUUCCCAACUUUUUGAACAUCACAACACAAGAAGAAGCCGCUCCUUAUGUCCACCAGUUUUAUCCUUUGGUAAAAUCUGGCUGCUCGAAGCAUUUAGGGCUCUUCCUCUGUGCUGUUUACGCGCCAGUUUGUUCAGUAUUAGGUUCUGCAGUCCCGCCCUGUCGUCCCCUUUGUAAUAGUGCAAGACUUGGCUGUGAAGAUCUGUUGAACCGUUUUGGUGUUAAAUGGCCAGAGAGUUUGAACUGCGAACGAUUCCCUCUAGAAGGUGUAAGUGACUGCUUUGGAGUGAAUGGAUCGAGGGGACUCACCUCUCUGCCGCCAACAAGUGAGUUAAAAAAACAAAACUGAAAGAUCUUAUCAUCAUGAGUAUUAUCAAACAUACUUUGCUACCUUCGAAAUAUAUAAGUUUAUUCUUUGUGUGCCGUUCUAAAUUCUGAAAUUUCAUUAGCUUCCCAGAGUGUGUUCAUGGCCCAAAGUGACUGAUACCUACAAUAGUGACUUGAGGUCCCCUUUUCAUCCUGAGCGUAAACUUUAAUGAAUAUUCAAUUUAGUUACACCGCUUACCAUUUCGACAAUAAGUAGUAUUUUCACUUUUGUUUUUCUGUUCUUGCUGCGUUCAAAAAUUUUUCUCACAUCAUAACAGAACACAUAAUUCAAAACUGAAAUCGGCUAGAACGCUUACGGAGUAUCUCGACAGCAAUUGGCAGGUCUUGGGUUUAUUCCUAAUCAUCAAGUUCGUUCUUUGUCCCAGCUACGAUACACAGGAUUCGUGCGGUAUUCUACGAACAAACUCAUACAAUUGUUAUUUUUCUUCAGUGUCUAGUCGCUCCUGUCUUACCAGUCAGUUCCAAUGUACCAUCACAGAAGAGUGCAUUGACAAAAGUCUUGUUUGCGAUGGUAAGGAUGACUGUGGUGAUGACUCAGACGAAGACAGCUGUGGUGCCGAAUGUGACAGCAGUGAAUUUCAAUGCGAUGAUAGAUCCUGUGUCCUGAUAAGUGUUGUUUGUGACGGCAAAACUGACUGUGUGGACAAAUCGGACGAGAAACACUGUAAUUACACUCAAACAUGUACAAGCAAUCAGUUCCAAUGUCGUAACACUGGGGUAUGCAUCAACGAAAUCUUUGUAUGUGAUGGUAGUAAUGAUUGUGGAGACAUGUCGGAUGAAGAGAAGUGUAACACCACCACACCCUGUAACACUGCCGACCAAUUUCAGUGUGGAGCCACUGGAAGCUGUAUCGCGAAGUAUGUCGUUUGUGAUGGUAAUGAUGAUUGCGGAGACAACUCGGAUGAAGUCGACUGUGAAGAUGAUCGUCUUUGUGAUGCUGAUGAGUUUGAAUGCAAUGCAACAGGACGAUGUAUCCCUGCAAAAUGGGUAUGUGAUGGAGUCAAUCAUUGCUCUGACAGCUCAGAUGAGGCAAAAUGCGACAAUAUUGAGUGUGGCGAGGAAAGAUUUCGAUGUAAGUCCAGACCAGGAGUCUGCAUCUUAACCACAUGGAUCUGUGAUGGGCAGGAUGACUGUGGAGAUAACUCUGAUGAAGUGAACUGUCCCUUACCUGAAUGCAAUAGGGGAGAGUUCCUUUGCAAGCCUUCCAAGUUGUGUAUGCCUGUUAGAUGGAAGUGUGAUGGUGAAUCUGACUGUUCAGACAAUUCAGAUGAAGCAGACUGUCCUGAAUUUUCGUGUCCCAGUGGACACUUUAGAUGCAACAGUUCAGGAGGGUGCAUUCCAGAAAGAUGGGUUUGCGAUUUAGAUAAAGAUUGCAAGGAUGAAUCAGAUGAAGUUAACUGUGCUAAGACUACGUGUGAACCUUCGCAAUUUUCAUGCGAAACAUCUGGAAAGUGUCUACCAAAGGGAUGGGUUUGUGAUGGCCAAGACGAUUGUUCUGAUCGAUCGGAUGAAAAGAACUGCACCCGAAAUAAAUGUGGAGAUGAGGAAUUUUUAUGCAAAGCCACAGGUACUUGUAUCCCAGAGAAACAACGCUGCAAUGGUUUAAAUGAAUGUCAGGAUAACUCUGAUGAAUUGGACUGUACCUUGCCUGUUUGCAAAGAGGAUCGAUUUCUUUGCGGUUCCAGGGGUUGUGUGCCUAACGCAUGGAAGUGCGAUGGUGAUUCUGACUGCCCAGGCAACUCGGACGAAGUCAACUGUUCUAGAGUUGCUGAACAAUGUCGCAAAAAUGAAUUGCAGUGUAAGGAUGGUUCGUGCAUUCACAGCAUCUGGGUUUGUGAUGGCGAGCAAGAUUGUGAAGACAAUUCAGAUGAGCUUAACUGCACUUCUCCAACUAAAUGCGACGGGAAUGAAUGCGGUGAGUUGUAACAGAAGGAUUGUAGUCUUCCUGUUGUAGCUAAAGGAGAGCUAAAGCUCUACCUUUAUGGCAAAUACGAAAGGCUAAAUUUGAUCAAAUGUUUGUCUUUAUUCUUGAAUAAAUAUUACGUCUUUAAUGUUGUCGUUAUUUUAGGUCACACUUUGUGCGUAAAAAAUCAGUUCAUCUGUGAGAAUGGAAGGUGCAUAGAUGUGCAAGAAAGGUGUGACGGAAAAUCUGAUUGCUCUGAUGGUUCUGAUGAGGCAGAUUGUGGUACGUUAUUCUCAAAUUGUUAUUGUGUGAUACGCGAGACACCAUCAGUAAGUUCCAUCUUUUGUUACAUGGUCUUAAUUAGACAGAACCUCAGUGGCAGCCCUUGGGUCCUUCCCUGUAUAGGGCACGGUGCGGGUGGUGUUGUGGACCAGAUGCAACCAUGGUGCACGAUCGUGCUCCGCGUUUUACGUGUCCUAGAUAGUACACAAAGGGCCAGGGAUGAGCUCAUUCUCGUGUUGGUAAUAUGUCAAGCGAGAGGAAUUACGAAACAUUCCACAGUGCAGCCUGUCAUUGUAAAGUGACCUGAAUUGGCCUUCACGUUUUACCGAAACUCUAAAGAACAUGACGUAUUAGUCAGAUGCUCAUUUUCUUACUAUGUAUUACGUUGUUUAAAAUCAAAGUGCUCAAACGAAACCUUUCCAAUUAAUUGAUUGGUUGAGUCUAAGGGUUCAAGGACAAUGGCAAUCACCUUGUGCUAAUGAAUGAUUUAGUCUCUAGCUUCCGCAAGUGAUAAGUCAUUCCUGUGUUUUUGAUUUCCAGACGGGGAAAUCUGCCAAAUCCGAGGAAACUGCAGUCAAAGUUGCUCAGUUGACAGAGAUGUUUACAUCUGCAAAUGCUCCGAGGGAUACGAGUUAACACCAAACAACAAAACCUGCCGAGCUCUAGGUGAGAAAUGACCGGCCUAUGCGUCACUUCUCUGUGUAGUUCUCAGGCAUUGAGAAGCAGACGACUGAGAUGAGUUAUGAACAUAAGGAUCAAUUUCAGCUUCUGAGCAAUUACACACCUACCCCUCACCUAACCCAACAGUAGUCAACUGAUAACAAGUUACGAUUAAAGUUGGGUUAAGGGAGGGGUAGGUGCGCAGUUGCUCAAAUAUUGACAUUGAUCUGAACGUUACAGGACAUGGUCUUAUGAAAACAGUAUGGGAAAACAGCGAGAGAAAGAGAAAGAGAGAGAGAGAGAGAGAGAGAGAGAGAGAAUCACGGGAUGUAGGGAUGCUUCGUUUCUACUGAAGCAAGAGAAAAUCAGGGUAAAAUCAGAGAGGAAGGGCCUCCUUGAUAUACGUGAAUUUCAUUGCAUUUUCAUUUCGCUCGAACGGAUGUUUGUCUAUGAGACGUCUCCAGGAAGGGCUAAGCUCAAACAACAUAAUGGCUUGUAGUGAAAGGAUUGGUUUUGUUGCUAAAAACGACUCCAAGAAAUGUGCUUUUUUGCGAAAGUUUCAAUGCGUACAUUUGAGCGAAGUGUGGUUCCGUUUCCUUCCCAAACACAAAAUAUCGUUAGUGAAAUAGAUAUUUCUCAACAUUCGCCCUCAUUUGCCUUUCUGUCUCCUCGACUUAAGAAGGUGAGUUUCCCCUGCUGUGGGUUUGUCUUCCUCUACGAGCUCUCAUACCAUUUACCUCAGUUUACUAUUUAGCUAUUUGUUUAUUUGCCAUUUUAUCAAUUCUUCCAAUCUUUUACCAUUUCAGGCCCACAGGGAUUUGUUUUUGUUGUAAAUCGCGUGGACAUUCGCCGAUUCUCAAUUGACACACUAACUCCUGAGCUAGUAGUUUCUGCUGAUCAAACUAACAUCCUUUUUUUGGAUUUCAACUUUGAUACAAGACAUAUUUACUGGAGUGAUAGGAAAUAUGACCGUCAGGACAGUAUUCGACGAGCACCGGUUGAUAACGGCAGUGAUAUUGAAGUGAUUAUCGAGGGAAAUCUCGAGGGACCAGAAGGAUUAGCAGUGGACUGGAUCAACAAGAAGUUAUAUUGGAUUGAUACCAACUCGACAGCACCGGAGAUUGAAGUUGCUGACCUAGAUGGGAAAAAUCGGAUGAGUCUUAUCCAGGAAGACUUACAAAAGCCAAGAGCUAUUGCAGUACAUCCGUUUCUUGGGUAAUCACUUUAUUGGGAUUUUUUUUUUCCCGUACCUUCCGGCUGCUUAGGAACCGAAAAUUAUUUAUCGCGGGGAGGGGGGGGAUUUUGAUUGUGAUGCGUUAACAUUACCUUAUCCUCUACUAAGGCUCUGUAGAAUUCUUAUGACUCACCCCCCCCCCUCAUUUGCAAUUAAUUUUCAGUCAAUUUUUUAUAGCCCCCCUCCUUUUAUACUCUGUUAGCGACGACUCAUCCCUCCUCCGUUUUCCCCUGAAAACUACGUGAUCCCCCAAUUCCCCUCUCCCCCCCCCUCACGAUAAAUGAUUGGUCCCUUUUAUAUUUCUAUGUAAUCAAGAAUACAUUUGUUUCUUUUCAAUUGUUUAUAUAUUUUUUUGAUCGACUGUCGACCAUUUUUCACCUUUUUCUAGUUAUCUGUACUGGACUGACUGGGGUGACGCAGGUAAAAUAGAGAGAUGCGCUAUGAAUGGUGAUAGUGCAACACGUAGAGCUAUAGUGACUGAGAACAUAGGCUGGCCUAAUGGGAUCACAAUAGACUACACUCUAAACAGAUUCUGGUGGACUGAUGCCAAGCAACAAACCAUUGAAUCUGCUGACUUGAAUGGAAAACAUCGCAAAGUUUUCUUGAGGGCCACGCCUUUAGAACAUCCUUUUGGGAUUUCAGUCUUCCUUGACAACGUUUUCUGGACAGACUGGAAAACAUCGAAACUCCAUGUUGCAAAUAAGUUUACUGGAAAGGUUGCAAAUGCUGUUGUUCUGCAAAGGCCGAUGGAUGUUGUUGUGUUUCAUCGACAAAGGCAGCCAGUAGGUUAGUCUAAUCACACGAAGUCAGUCUUGUAGUAAUCGCAUGGGUUUUGCUUCACUAGGCCUCUUGAUUGGCCAAUAACAAGUCUAACCACUUAGUAGACCAAUCAGAUAAGAGUUCAAAAUCUUUUGCAUAGUGCUGGCCACGUGUAUUUUUCGUUGAACCUUAUUGGUUUAUCUGUCUUGUUACCGGUUUUCUUGAUUGGUCUUUGCAAUCGGUUUAAAUUGUAAGGAGAAAUUAUAGCCUAAUCACUGCUAGAAGGUAAGCGAUGAGCUCGAUUGUGUAGCAAGGAAAGCUUAAGGAAGCAUUUACAUACCAUCCUCUGGGAGUGAAAUACUGUUGCUCAGCUCACAGGGUUAUGCUCUGAAAAUAGAGGGUCACUUGGCUGGUAAACCUCUGUUAUUUCAAGAAGAAAAUGAUGAAGAGAGUUUUUACGAAAUUUCUAAAUCGUACCAAAUUCAUUUGAGCUUAAAGGAGAGACCUACUGGGAUGACCUGAUGGUUGGCGCGCAGGACAUGGGAUCGAAAGAAUAUGAUCCAAGGCUAGGGUCACUUGCUGCGUUGUGUUCAUGUGCACAGGACUUUACUCUCACAGGAGCGUAAAUGGGUACCAGCUAACUUUCAUGGGAAACCUGGUGACGUGCAGGGGGGGGUAACGUGCGAUGAAAAUCCAGGAGAAGCAAUAUUCUCAGUCAAUCAAUGCUUUAGAAAAUAAAAAGAACAAUACCUUGCGAAAAUUAUGAGACUUUUGCUGACUGAACCUCACUCAUUCCCGCUAAAACAAGCCACAGUUGAAUGAAAAGCGAAAGUUCAGUUUUAUGUGUCAUGUUUCAUUUGCAGGAUCCAAUCCUUGUGAUGUCCCUACACAGCUCGGUGGCUGCAGUCACAUCUGUUUAUUGGCGCCUGUCGACUCUUACCCACAAGGCUUUUCAUGCCAUUGUCCACCUGGACUAACACUGCUUGCUGACCAGAAGACCUGUCAUUCGCAGGCUCAGCCGCAACCCUGAGAAGUGGAGACUGGAGGAGGCGCAAGGGAGGGGGGGAGGGGGGGUUGCCACAAAAACUUUGCUUUUAUAACAAAUAUUUACCAUCAACAUUUCUAUGCUUAGAGUUAUUCUCAUUUUUAGUUUCCGAUAUAAGCUGGCUCACGAAUCUGCCACGUUUUUCUUGCAACGUAGACUUGGCAAUAUCUUCUUUUUCAGAGGACACUACACUAAAGGAACACGCCCUAAAAGUCAGUUAGCCAAUAGUAAAUUGUUACCACCGGACCAUCAUUUCCCCUGUUUAAAUAUACUCAGAGCACCUUUAAAAGCUUUUGCCAUUUAAUUGCUGUCAUCUUAUCCGAUAACAUUUACUGUACUCAGAGUAGGGUUGGUUUGCCGUUAAUGAAAGUACAUCAGUACAAUUGUUCGGCUGGUUACAAAUACACGCCCUCUCAUUAGUACUUUGUAUCUGUUUAUAGUCAACCUGCAUGAAGUAGAGAUUGUAUUUUUGCCUGUGUUUAAGAAUACAGUUCUCUUCAACCAUUACAAGGAUCUUCUCGUUUCUAUCUCGUCAAGUUCUAGUCACUCUUACAUUAAAUGCAAUCGUAAUUCAUGGCAGGAUUUUCGAAGAGUGCGGUCCUUCAAUUAUGCAUGUGCAGCUGUUUUUUUUUAUGAAUUAUUAAUUAAUUUUGACAAAUCUGAGAAGGAAGGGAGGGGGGGGUCCUCUGUUAGGGUCUUAUUUAUUUGAGAGGAAUACAGGUUUUUUUACUACUAUAAAUUAUCCCUUCAGCUUGACCAAAAGGAGGGUCUUGUACAUCCUAGGGUUCCUCCUCCCCCCUCUCCUCAUCUCUGACGCCUUUAAAAUAUUAAGAACAUCCCAUGUGGUUACUCGUAGGAGCUGUGGUCACGCAUACUGUGUUUACAAACACAAUACACCUGCUUAUGGUGCCAUGUGCGGUUUUUUCACUCGUGGCACCCAUUUACAGGUGUUUUCGCUAAUUACUUUUUAGGAAGGGAUCCUUAUUGAAUGUGAACAAAACACGCAGAAAUAAGUAUUGUUGAAGCACGUGCCACGCGUUAGGAAUCUUACUGUUAGAUAAAUAUCGAAUGUGUAGCAAUGUUUAAGUGUCUGUGGGAAUGGGAGACAGGUUGUUACGCCACAUUAUAAAACAAAACAAACCUGCUAAAAUUUACAUCAAAACUGAAAAUGUGACUCCCGCAAAACCGAAAACACUCCGAGGUAGCGUAGAAGAUCCUAAAAGAAAAAAAACCGAAAAACGUAGUAGAAAUCAAAUCUGAAAAACUAAAUAAUUUUUGUGCGAAAACCCGAAAACCGGAUCUUACAGAUGAUCAAAACCGAAAGAGACAAAAGUCUCAUUUUCAUGUGAGGUUAUUGAUUUUGGAGUUUCAAGUUUUGUUUUCAACGCAAGCCAUGUGUACUGUGUUCCGCUUCGGAACUCCAAUUGUUAUUAUUUUUACUUUCUUAACCGUCAUCGAUUACAUUUGGUUUUGUUUCAGGACUUCCGUUCUUAUUUCAGGACAUCCGCCCAGCUUGUUUUUGUCGAGGUCUGAGAAUGAAAUAGUGACCUUUGAACGAUACAUGUGAAAGUUAACAAUGCAUUAGACUGGUAAUAGUGUGGGGUGAAAGUUAACAACCUUCAGGCUAAUGUCGUGCAAUAUAAUUAUUCAGACAUUCUAACAGACAUCGAAAAUGAGUGCGAACACGUGGUUCGCGUGUCUCUAGACCAUUAGUGUUGGACGAAAAUUCUUGACGAAAAAAUUAUCUGAAUCUUGAGGAUACUGUAGGAAAAUUUGCUUGAAACACCUUGGAAUAUAUAUUCUAAACUCCUUUCUGACAGACCAUGUUCCAAUUCUCUACGUCACCUGAGCGCAUGAAGUGAGUACUGUUUUUUUGGCGAAGAACCGAUCACUCCCGGAAGGACUGUUUCUACCAAAUUAAUACAAGUGCAAUUCAAAUCCUAGCAUCUUUCACUUUGGAAAUCCACAUUUCACACAAAUUUCGCGUUGAAAAUUUCGUCAAGGUGCAAUACAAUUAGAGAUUGCUAAUUCUAUGAACAAUAUUGAAUAAACUAAAUCCAAACUGAGAAAUACCCGUGUUUCUCCGUUGUAAGAAAUAGUCCACUGAGGUAAUAGUCUAGUUGGGGUUGUAAUCUCGUCGCCAUAGAACAUCAUUAUUCAGUUUGCAAUGACAUGUUUACAUCUCUGCACGUGUUGCAGCACAUUAAACGUUUGGUGAAAAUGAAUAUUGAUUUGAAUGAAUGAGGAAUUUUCCGAGGCAGCGUUUGAAGCGAAAUUUACGAAAAGAAGCCCUUGACAGGAAUCAGGUGUGGCUGAUGAGUGGUACCAUUGGUCUACAUCGGCACUGAACAUGUAACUUCUCCCUAUAAUAUUCAUACAUUAUCCAGAAAACAGGUAAUGAGAAUAUUCAAGCUCAUCAGGUAGAAGUUCGAGGUUGUCUUGAUCUGACACUAAAUACUCGCAACUAAUUUUCAAGGAAUUGUCUAACAGCUAGUGGGGAGAAUUAAAAAUCACAUCUUAGGAGUUAAAGGGUUAAAAAACAACAGGACAACUGUUGCGUUCCACUUUACUAAAGCAUUUUUCUCAUGUUGUCUUUUUCUCAGAAAUAGGUCAGAGAAUAACAAAGAACCUUAAUUAGACUUACAGGACACGGGUUCGAGUUUUCAUUGAGCUUGUGGUCGGAGAAGGGAGAUUUUCUUAAACAUCCAACCACACACAGAAAGAAUUGAAGAAAAUACAGAACACUCCCGUGAAAUCGCUGUCUGUGUUUUUUUGUACUCAUUAAAUUACGAAUCGAUUGGCCUACGUUUUCUAGGUAGCAGUUGAUGAUGUUCGAAUAAAAAAACAAUCCAAUGAAUAAAGACAGUAGAAUUCCGUAGAUUCAUUUAAAUACGGAAAUCAGGAGUCCAUCGGGUAAAAGGCCCAUGGGGAAAUACAAUAUGUCACGAGAGGGCCGCCAUAAAUUAUCACAAAGGUCAAAAUACUAUCUGCUAAACAAACAAAAUUUCGUGAAACUCUGCACGAAACAUCAAUAUGUUCGCUGCUUAUGUGGUAAUCAUGAAUAGCUCUAUAAACAGAACGUGCUCUACGUGCUGUUUAAAGGAAUACUGUUGAAAGAAUUAAUAAACGAAAUUUGCUGUGUAAUUGAAAUAUCGUGACUGAUAUUUAUAGAUUCUAUUUGUUCUUUGCGAAUUCAUUUAUUUUAACUGGGUAAUCUUUUUCUGAAAACAAAAUCCUCUGAAUGCCGUUGAUUUCAACAACAAAAGUCUACUAAUUUCCAAGUUCAAAGUAUUCCAGUGAAUGAACCGAUAAAAAUUUGUCGAUCUUAACUGGGACAAAUUCGAGUUUAUCCUCUUACACUGAUCGAACAGUAAAUUAAUCUUCAUGUUUCCACUUCUUAACAGAUGGGUCAGUAGGUUAUUUUGCCGUGAAGAUAUUCUAUGACUUCUAUUUUCUUUUCGUUCGUCAGUUGAUCGUGUUUCCUGAUCCGAAUAUUUAACACUCUUAAAGUGAAAUACAGCCUAAAAAGAUCUUUGUGAAGUACAUUUAGACCAGAUGCCAAUUUUACUUAGUCUGCCUUUUUGUCUCCCUGAAUAAUUACUGAUUUUCCUAUUCAUUUUUGGAUAAGUUCCAACAGCUUAACAAACAUGUUCAUGUCAAUAUUCAUUCGCCAGUCACGACAGCUUUAAAUCGGACAUUUUUUGACCUUCGCCUUCCUGUUGUUUUCCUACACAGGAAAGUUGAUAUCUAAAAUCGAUGCUUUCCGCAGGGAGAUUUGCAACAUCUUGGGCUUGUAGGCUGCAAAACAAUGAUAUAGUUUCCUUUAGACACCGCUGGCUGCAAGCCAACCCAGAAAGCAACCGAAAGUUGUUGAUUAUCUCAGACUCCCACAGCUAAACCAUAAAUAUUCGCUAGAAUUACUUGAUCUUGUUUGGAUUAUAAAAAAAAAUGGACCCCAGCAUAACCCAGAACAAUUGGCUCUGGUACUGCUGCAGAUGAGUUCUCAAUUCUUAAAAUGCGGUGUUGCCGAUUUUCAUAAGAAAUAUGAUAGACCGAGAUAUGUAGAGACAGAAGCCAUAAACUUAAGGUAUUCACAAAUUUUUAAUUGGUGAAUGCUUAAUGUUAUAGUUUUGGAUGUCGGCCAUUAUUGAUCAGGGCAUACUCUUGAGGUUUCCUGACACAAACAAACCGGGCGUCAACGGAAGUAGUUUAGAAAACUAUAAGGUGCCAGAGCAUCAUUGAAUCAGCGGCGUUAGCAUCUCAAGGGACUGAAAAAGGAUCUAUGCAUCAAAGCGUUGAGUGCGGAUUAGCUUUUGGCCUCAACGCAGAAGCUUUGGAGGAGCUUUACUUUGGCGUCUGUGAUGUGUACAGGAUGAGGGUAUAUGUGACGUGUUGCUAAAAAUGGAUAUGUUACGUUACGUGAUCUAAAGGGAUUGUGCCUGAUACCUAAAAAGGAUCAGAAAAAGUUACAGCACAUAAAGUUAUUAAACAAAAUGGGUAGAAAAACGUGUUUUUACACUCAUUGCGAUCCUCGGUCAAACUUGUUCUUGAAAGUAAACUUUAAUACUACGUUUCACAGUCAGGAACACGUAGAUAUUGUAUGGCACUCUGAAGUGCGAGGGCGUAGAACUGAUACGUGAUGUGAGGAAAUAUUUACGACUUUUAAUCUGAGUAUUGCUGUUCCUUUCAUUUGAUAUACCAGAGCCGGACAUGGUAAGUUCUUGUUACGUAGAUUCACGCCCAAGUCACAUUGUAAGAACAGCGAAUUUGUCUUGGUUAACUCUUCAGUAAUCCGACGACGUUUAAAUGACCAGAUUGUGUAGCUUUUUUUUAUGAGAUUUGUUUUGCCAAGAGAAUAUUAACUUUAUAAACUUUAUAUGUUAUUUUUGGUUUUGCUACGUUAACAACGAUUCGACUUCCAGAAGAGAGGAUGGAAAAUAUAGCCAUCGUGUCUCCCCAGGAAAAGUUUCACUCUAACUGGCUGUGAAGACACCAGCAAACACUGUCAAUGUUAAGGGAAUGAUUGCGACUUAAAUUUUGGCCGCUAGACCAGCAGAACGUCGGAAACAAAUUUUAGGUAAUGAAAGAACUAUUCAGGCACGUCAUAAAAUAAGUUUAUAAGAGUGUAAAAAGGUCACCCAAAAGUGUUUUCUGGUCAGCAAAGCGAGAGAAGAUACUACUCUACUGAUUACGGACAGUUGCAUCUGAAAUCGGAACUGCCCAAUAUAGAAUCAAAGUAUCAGUGAAAGUGAUCACCAGUAAACAUUUUUUUUUUAUAAAGGAAGAUGUUUUACGUUUGUCUUCAACUCAGGAAAGGACUUCUACGUCAUACCUCGUGGAAACGUCUUGCUUAUUUUUCAAGGUCGUCAUUUUUGUGUUGUUGAUGUUUUUUCACUCACAUUUUCUUUUCCACUUCAAGGCGAGAGACGGUUUUGCUCAGCGAGGAAGCUGCUUUAGAAUAUUGUUAAGUCGCGUGUUUGAUAAGGUGACGGUUAUGGAAAACCGUUGGAUUGACGAAGUUUUUGUUGUAUUAAUAUCAACACAAUUUCCAGUUCUUUCGGUAACAAACUGUAAAUUUCAAGUUAACUCGACAUUUGACUUAUCUGAAACUAAUUCUACUUGUGCGCCAUUUUGUAAAACUCAUGUGGCAAACCUUGAAACAGAAACUAAGAUUGUAGCCUUGUGUUUCAGAUCAGCAUCUUAACUUUCAGUCCCUGAACACAUGUAGUGAAACAUUUUAGGGAAAAAUUAUCAAUGAUAUAUUGAUAUUCCUAAACAAUUUCGCAACUAGAAAGUUCGCUUCCUUUCAGAUCUGUUCCACUUCAUCAUAGGAGACUUUUGAUCCCCAGGAAUAACUGUUCAUAAAUAAUAUAAUAUUUGUAUAUUUCAAUAUUGAUCAGCUAUGAAACAAAAAUGUUCCCAGCACUGUAUAAACCGUAUAAUUCUCGAUUAAUGCGCAAAUUAUAACUCCAUGAAAUCACAAUGCCAGAGAGGGUCAGCUCGUUUUGAUCUAAAGACCUAAGAAAUUUUAAUGAUAUUCCGGUACAAAACUGAAAUAAAAUGGCUUUGAACUCAGGAGACCAUGAAAGAAUAGCCUUGAGCGAUUUUUAAACAACAGGAAAUAAAAAAAUAUCCAAAUUUCUCCGCCGAUUUGGCGCCAGUCAAAGAAACCUCCUUAUGCGGUUGUUUCAAACUCACGAAAGCACACGGAAAUCGUGCAAAUCCAAGCAUUUCUGUUUGAUAGUUUUACCUAACAGCUGUACUAACAAAACCAACUUGGUCUUUCAAUCAACCAUUCCACGCCCUCGCACUGCCCUCGGACAAAUUACCAAAGGUCUCUGAGACUGGAUUCAUCUGAAAUACGAGAAGUACUUCCUUUAUGCUUUAGAGUGUUUAACCAUUUCCGCCGGCCUUUAUGUAAUAAAGGGCACAACAGAAAUACUACUUACACUAAACGUUUAAUGACGACAUUGAAAUCUGUCAAAUUGGUGAGUGCAGUCUGUAGUUAUCGCAGAUAAAUUGGUUAUUUAGGGGUUGAUGAAUAAUCUUGGAGGUAAUACUUUUAUUUGAUUCACACUUACGAAAUUUUUUUCAUCCGAAGCUAUAAUGAGUAAAUGAUUGAACUGAGCAGAGGCUUCUAAAUUUAUUGAGGGGAAUCCUCAUAUCGUCGAGAUCGCUUUAUUUUGACAUGGAUAUGUUCUAUGUUCAUAAGUUAUGACUAAAAUGCAAAUCGAGACUUUCAUGCCAACAUCCGCAGGAUUUCUGUACUCGAUUUAUUUAUAACAACUCAAAAAUAAUGAAUAAUUUUCAUGUUUAAUGUCACUUUAGAUUAUUUUUCUCUUUACGGUUUUCAUAUUAGUGGUGAUAAAAACGAAGGUUGCUCGCUGAUAAAUUUCCAGACAAAACCUUAGAGAUCUUUUGUAUCGCAAACAUAGACAAAGCAUUAUUAUUUUGAAGUGUGGAAAUUCUUUAGAAUCUUUUAUACAGUCGAGCGCUUGUGAGCAGUGAGCUCUUUUGAAAUGACCUCUGGACAAAACAGUGGAGACCCCGGCUCAGUUGUGGGUACGUGAGUAGAUUUCAAAUAGGAGGCCGUACCGACUAUUGUUAACCAAAUCAGUCAUUUCAUGCAUAUUUAAAUCAGCACAUGGCAUACAUGGCAUGGCUUGUCCGUGUGCUGUAAGCAGCAAAUACUCAAUGAUUUUUCAAUGAAUUUGCUGUAUUAAGAUGCGUUAAGACUCGUGGAACAAUUGAUACUAAGACGUUGUCCAUAACACGAGUGAGUGGAAUCCCGGAGAUACCCAAAGUCUCGUGUUUUUCCUCGCUGCUAUAAUCAACAGAGUAUUACAUUUACAACUCAGGGUAUGUUAAAAAAUUUUUCCAAUCGUUAAGACUUGUUAUUGUUUUAUCAGAUACUUAGCAAACCUCGUGAUUUAGUUUAUACAUAUGCCGGACUUAAGAAAUAUCCCUUUACUAAAAAGCCUUGGUCAAACAUUCUACAAAAUUACCGCAUACCGUUUCUGAGGGUUUAAUGUUUUGAUUGAUUAUGCACUGACUGGUCAAGACGUGGUUUUUAUUUAGACUAUUUAUAUCAUGACCUCAAAUGUCAUUUACGAAAUCGUUCUGUUAUCAUAUCAUGUUAAAAUGCUUGCGUCAUAGAACCUAUAGCGGCCCCCGGGAAGUGAACCGUAUAGCUACCUACAAGAAUGCAGUAUUACGUUUCGUGUCGUUGAUUUUAGGCGAGUUUCGUUGGAUUACAUCUCGUAUUUGUGUGAAUCAUCUGGUCAAUUCAUCGAUUUAAGGUUAUAGCGUUCGAUUAAAACUCUUCUGGUGUUCCGAAGUGUCAAAAUCUUUUUCUGACGAUUUCGUGAUUGCACGUGAUUUUGGACAGCAGUGAAUACGUCGUUCUUGUGUCUUAAUACUCGUUCAUCUUGGGUCCCAUCGAUUUUUUAAGGUACGUGGUUAGUUCUUUAGGGCCAGUGUUUCAUUGUUAGUCACAUAAACGAUCUUAUUCGUAAAUGGUGGAUUGAAAACUUUGCUAAAUUCUAUUUCGUGCCAGAUACGAAAUAACGAAAUUGCGCAAAGUUAUAGAGCCCCACUUCAGUCUUCUCAAAAUCAUACCAUUUGAUUGUAGACGGAAUGCACGAAUUUAGCCUUAAGUAACGCUGUAACUGCAAUGUAUUCACCAAUCACGAGUUCAUCUAUGGUUUAAUGUCCAAUUCUUUAAUUUAGCAUCAAGUUGAUCAUCUUCUCGAGGAAACUAUCACAAUUUGACGACGACUAUAUGAUUAAAUCUUCCAAGAUAUUUCAAAUGAGACGUUCUCGCAGAUAUAAAUCUUACUAACUGACAGGAACAUUCUUCAAACAGACUGAAUAUUUCGCAUUUGAGCAAAGGAGUGGUCGAAUCUUUCAAUAUCUUUUAGUCUUUUGGAGAAUGUGUUCUUUUAAAUUGGACAAAUGUUCCUCAGGAUAAGAUUUUAUAAAUUGUGUAAACAACAUCAAUAUGGAUAUCUUACUCACGUGAUGGCGAAGUAAAAGAUGUAUUUGUAGCGGCGCCUCAGUGACUUUCAUCGUACAUCUGCUAAGUUUAGAUUUCAAUAAGUCACUAUACUAUCAGCAGAGGUGCCCCAAUUUUCUAUAAGUUACGCCUCCAGGAAGUUCGGAUCGAGGUUUCGCUUUUCGUGGGUUUGCUUGUGAAUGAUCACUGUGCACGAAGCAACUCUGAUAUUUGGAGAAAUCAGCGCAAACUCGGCAAGUUUUUGGUCACAGUUUGUUUAAAUUCUUACAAUCUCGAGCGGUAAUUGUUAACUUGAUCAGCAUUUUAUCGCAAAUAUUCUUUGUUCCUUAUGAUCGAUUUAUUUGCAGAUUAAUUAUCGUUUUUUUCUCUUGAUAACUAAUUAUUGAUUAAAAAGUUAGAUCAAAAAACCUUUUUAUCUAACAAUCUUUUUAUCGUUUCUCAUACAAUCUUUAUUUCCUUUGCUGUCUCUUGCAAUCUGAUCAUAAGUGACCCUCUAAGUACUUAGCGAGGGUGAAAAAUGUUUGGAAUUUUUUCAUAUGUUUCAAUUCAUGUUUUGUCACUCCAGUGGAAACAUUGUCUACAAAUUGUUAAUUGGGCCAUAAUAAUUUCAAAAACUUCUCAACUCUUCGUUUAAGUUUGUGAAGAGCAGAAUGAUGUACAAAAUGCUGGAUUUGCAUAAAACCGCAUUAGAUAUUUCCGGUGUGUCGGCGAACCACUCGGUGGCGAUGUAAACAACAUCGUGAAAACAAGUAUAGCCGGUCAAGCAGGGAUAGGUGUCAUCAUAAUGGCCGUCUUUGAACCUCGUGUGGCAUACCCGCUUUCGAUCCAUCAAGCUCGUCCGAAACUUUAUUUAUCAUGUUGAAAAACCGACAAAAAUGUGUGCUACAGCUUAAUGCAUUAGAUGAAAUGAGCGUUUAAGGUAUAAACACUUCGUUCAUAAGAGAGAGUUAACUGAAAAGUGGAUUUGGCAAGAUUACCUGAAGUAUUAUUAACAUGGCAGCUUAGGUCGCGAGCCCGUCGGCCUAAAGGUUAUAAUUUGCAUCCAGAAAAAUAUUAGUAAAAUUUCUGGAACAAUUCCGUCUUCUUGUUGUGAUGCAAGUGAUUUUCGUCUCUUAGUAAGUUAAAAAUAGAAUUUAUUUUUGGUGAUUUUUUUAUGAUUCAAAUGGUAAUCGAUGAGUUGAAAUUUUUACUUGUUCCGACACUUUUGUGCCUCUUCUAAUAGGGUUGACCAUUUUACUCUGUGAUAAAAUGAGUUGAAGAAAGAUGCUGGAUUUCUAUUCAAACGAUCAGAACAACUGAACGCAACUUGGUCGAACUUUAAUUCAGAAGUUGAAGAGUUAACAAUAAACUAUUUUGGAAAUGGUUUUAUUUUGUCAAUGUCAUCAAAAUUUAAAGGGUGGAAUUUGGAUCAAUUUUCUUUGACAUGUGGGAAUAUUUAUUUUUACAGAAAUUGCUUAGGGAAGAUCUUAUUUUCCACAUGAAAAGUAAUCAGUAGCUUUAGUUUCAAAGAUCAUAUCUCUUUCCAUGUUGGAUGAUAGCUAUUUUGGGAUGUCUCUCUCAAACCAAAAGCGCUUUAUAGUGAAUACAUUCCUUCGACAUAGAACGUCAAAAAAUGUCCCGUGAGUUCUCGGCGUUUUAUGACGUAUCUUCGUGGAAGAAAACAAACAAUUUGUAUCUGUUUACAGGUGCAUCUUUGACAAGAAUUGACGCGAUGGUCACAUUUUGACAUUGAUGUUUUCGGAUAAAUGAAAUUUUUGUCUUCUUUGCAAUUGUUAGAACUCAGGAAUACAAGGAUGCAAUAGAAAAGAGAAAGAAAAGCGAUCUAAUAGAACCCCUUUUUAUCAACUGAAAGUUUUUUUUUCAAAAAAACCUGUAUGUUACGAGCUCAUAAGCGUGCUGUACAUUUGCACAAAAUUUUGCUGACUAAUAUGUUUUGAAUAAGCAAUGAAAUGGUAGCAUCUUCAUAAAUAUCCCCAACGUUAUCGGCUCAUCAUUUCAUGAGGCAAUCAUAGGACUCUAUGAGUAAUAAACACGUGCAUUUCGCUCCUUUCAUAAGAUUUCAUCAUCAUCCAACUUCUUGAAUAUUUCGUUUUGCCAGUUUAAUAUCAGUUAAAGAAAUUAUUUUGGCACAAGAAUUUGAAUGUUACUCCAAAGAAAUCUGAACUUCAGCAUCGAGACAUCUCAACGAAAUUACUUUUCAUCAUUUAGAAUAUUACUAUUUUUCUCCGCAACAAAUUAGUUCAUAAGUUUUUUAAUUAUCACGUUAAGGUUCGAGUAAAUAUUGUGGAUGUAGAAUUAAAAUUUUUCCACAAAUUAAGAGGAUUUGGAGAGUGUACCUGGCUUAAAUCCUGGCAUGCGCAAAUACGUUGUAAUUUGUUUACUUUCGUCUCCAUUUGGCUUUCGCGUUUUCACACAUCUUCGGCCCCCGAGGAAUACACGAGAACAUUCCGGAAAUACCAGCGAUAACCGCUGUCUAUUUCAUGAGUUUCCAUUGGUCAAAUUGAGAUCACAUGAUCUAAGUUUGACCAUAUUUGGAUUCAGUUUUUCGUGUUUUAGCAGCUUUCCCGCCAACGGGUUGGUAUGUGUGACAACAACAAACGUCAGACUCGAGUUUAGAGUUCAUGUGUUAUUCCGACGGAUUUACGGGCUAAAUGUGGUUAAUCUUGUUCCUUCGACCCUAGAAUACGCUUUCCUCGAGAGAAUCUUGGACAUGGCAAGAUCGUGGAGGAACGUGAUCGAGCUUUUGGUCUGUGUGUGUAUCGCUUUGGAUUUUGCUCAAACAAUAGGUGAGCGUAUAUCGAUAAUCUCUCUACGGUAGUUAUGUUUUGUUAUGAUUUUCGUUGUCGUAAAAUGAAAUUUUCAAAAUGGAUCUCGAUGUCUUUUGCCAUCAUGACGAAUAAACUUUCUUUCUAUUGCAUACUUUAAUUCAUGAUCUUCAUUGAUAUCAUGUGGGAAAAUGGAAAACAGCGAAUUCAAGAAGACAUGGUUAUGCCACGAAGUCGUGGGAUCGUAAAAUCUCGAAUAUAGCAACUUCCCUUCUUUUCUUUCAUUGUCUUCCUUUGAAGACACUCUAUAAGCAGCGUCCAUAAUUUCCUUACGAAACGUAGAAUAAGUCAUGUACGACUGAUGUUCUCUACAUGAUUACAAUGAUUCAACGGCGGUAAGUAGUAUCAUAUGUUUGCCCUGUAGUCUCGUACUACUGCGUACAGUACUCACUGACGACCGUCCUUCGAUUUCAGUUGCAGAGUUUCGAUGUGGUAAAGAUCAGUUUGCUUGUGGCAAUCAGUUAUGUAUUCCUGAAAAUUGGAAAUGUGAUGGAGAAGAUGAUUGCGGAGAUAACUCCGACGAGAAGAAUUGUCGUAAGUUUUCGCUCUUUUGAUGAUGUGUAAAAUAGAACCCGCUUGUUGUUAUUGUGAAUUGAAGUGGUGUGCGUUGCUUCACUCGUUUGCUGAAACCGUGGUAGAUCUUUCUCUUUCUUUCCUUUCUUCUCACCUUAAACCUUUAAAUUAACGAGAUAGGCUUUAAACUUCAAGAUAGGAUGAAGAAUUUCUUCUUUUGCUGUAAUAGGAAGAAGAGUCGUAACGCAAAAGAGCGUGUCCAUCUGUUUGGACGUGGAAAUGCGCCAUUAAUAGUAUAUGAAUGAAAAACGAUUGGAACGAAAAGUUUAUUAGAAGAUUUGCUUAUGUCUCACUUAGAAUAUCUCAUGUAUUUCUUUUAGCGGGAUGAAGUAUGUUUAGUUUGGUUUUUAUCCUCAGAGAAACAGAAUAAGCAUGUGUAGAAUCAACGUUUUCCAUUCCUUCGUGGGUACGUGGAUUAUCUAAGCACUAGUUGCGUCUGUGAUUUUGCUUUCCACAAUACGGCCCAGAGAUUUUUUUAUGUUUUUACUACGUUCUCUGCGAUUACUUUCAAAGAUUUUGUGGUCGAUUUUGGCCGUCGAUGGACAAUCGCGAUUAAACUAGGCAAUUUUCAGUGAUUUUUAGUUUACGAGUCUUCACUUGUUUUUGUUCGUCGUAGUCACUUUCCUAUUUGCAUACAAGACACAAGCUCAGGCGGAACUUCAAACAACUCCUAAUUCUUCAUUGGCUGGGAGAAUAAAAAACAUUGGUAAACAGUUCGGCAAGGUUGUUUAUUAUUUCUUUGCCCAAUGGGGUUUUUUGUUCUCACGCUAAAUGUGCGAACUUACACAAAAGCCCCACCGCCCUCCUUCAUUUCACUGCGAAUUUCGUUGUCUGCGACGUUUAGUCUCCAAUUUUUUUCGUCUCCCACGCCAUUUUUGCGCUCGGAGUUAGUUGUUGUGGUAACAAAUGAUUUGCAGGCGUUUUAAUCCUUGCCAUCGCCGAUCUAAGAUCGAGGCGUAAUGUUGUUUCAACAUUUAAGAUACUUUCGCUGAUUCUUUGACGUUCCACCCCACGUUCCAAAGAAGGAAUUGCUUUCGUGCUAACCAAAAAAUGUUCAAUAUUUAUUUUGCUGAUAGCGAGAUGUGACAUUUUCUCGUGAAAUAUUCCAGCGUUGGUUCAAAGGUCUCUGUUCAGUCCUUUUUAUUAAACUUAAUGGUAAAAGACGCCUUUUACUUAAGUCUCCUAGCCAUACAUCAAUCCAGACUAGUGCCAAGGUACAUGCCAUUGAAAGGAAAUCUGUGUUCACCACACACACAGUGCUCUAUGAAUUAUGUUUCUAUCUUGUGAAGUUGUUCUUUUUAAGUAGGAGAAGAAAAAAUGUUAAUCUAGUGACUACGAAUCACAUGACCGUCUCAGCUAGUAAACUUUGAAAUACAUGCUCCAUUCAAUAUGAAAAUUUCCUGAGAGAAAUCGUGAUUUUGCAACGUGACUCAAGGUUGAUAUUUCAUUUGUAGCUUACUGGUGUCUAAAUAUUGUUUUUACUUAUAAUUACAACUGAACAAGGGGUCGUUACGUUAUAUAAAUGGUUCUUUGAUUGAAAGAGUUGAAAUAAUUUUUUUUAACUAGGAAAAAUUGUUUUUGAAAACAUCAGCUAAAGAGAAAAAGCUUGUUAAGUGGUUUAGUUUUUCCUUCUCAAUCUUAACUAAGGAGGAUCAAACCAUUUUCACACCAGCAAUAAGUUGUUUAUCAGUCUCAGGUGCCAGAGUGCAAAAAGCCAUUUAUAAAGCCAUUAGUUAAAUUUUAAAGUAAAUGGCUAUUUAGAGUUUGUUUUGAAAGCUAUCUAUAAGUAUUCAGGGCAAUCACUCUAGUUUUGUUUCGGUAACCAAGCAGAGUAAUUAUGUUAGAAAUUCUCUUGCCUUGGAAUGGAGAUUGAUGUCUUGGUAGCUAGGCUAGAAUGUGAAAAUGAGAAAUGUUCUUGCCCUGUUACUUUUGUUUUGUGGAGUAAAACCAGGAUCUUGGCACCUUUUGCAGACUUCCUUUUCCUAUGAUAAAGUAAAACUUUUUAGCCUGAGAAAGAUUGUGUUAAGGUUUGAAAACCAAGUCAGCUUGGUUGAACAGAAGGUGGGAUAGUGAGGCUGUAAAUUAUCUUCAACACUGAUGCUAGUGACCAUGUAGCAUUCAAUUAUGGGUAAGAGAUAUCUAUGGCAUGAUAAAUAUUGUUCAGAGCAUAAUAACAAGACUGGCACAUAUGUUUAUUUUAUUUUGUUCUUAAUCUCUCACUGGUGGCCAACUUACUAUCUAUCAUCAGAUAAAUAAUAGCAUUAUCACUCUGGUUGGAAUGCUAUUCUUGUCUUUCCUUUAAUUUAUUUUAAGUUGUGUAUUAAAGAACUUAAUUUUUUUGUCUUAUAGCUGUUAGACAUUGUGAUCUAAGCACAAACUUUGCGUGCAAAACUGUAGACCGUUGCAUUCCUCUGAGAUGGGUGUGCGAUUUCACUGAUGAUUGUGGGGAUAAUUCUGACGAACCUGCAAACUGUGGUAUGUAAUUAAAAAUCGAUUUACUAAUAGAUAUCAUGUUGCCAUGUCUGUUCAGUAAUAGGUCACAGGUGACGUCAAUAUGGUAAGAACAAAGAAUGUUACUGAUAACCUUACCAAAUUUUGUUGUCCCCUGUGAUCUUUAACUGAACAGAUGCUUGAAACAUGGAAUCUAUUUAUUUCAUUUAGUAGAGAAACUAGAUGUUGUUAAUGGUGAUGUCAUUUAUGUGUCUAUUCUCUGAUAGAACAUAUGUAAGAACCAAUCAUACAUACAUCACGUGUACAUAUUUCAGCUUAUUAUGUAACACAGUAUAUUAAGCAGUUGCAGGAAGAAAACUAUUUUAUUAUGAGAAAAUUAAAUUCAUAUCUUUUAACUGUCACAAAAUAGCAUUAUCACUAUUCACACAUGUACAAGCUUCUGUACUUGUUUGAUCACUCUAUAAAACAGAAAUUACAUAAAUUUGAUUGGAUGCUGAUAUUGGGGACCCUUUGUGCAUUACUGAGUGUAUAGCCUCAGGAAAAACUAAUGCUAAGAGAACAGCUUUGCAUUAGUUUAAAAGGGCUAGAGGUACAAAUGUAGAUUAACAAUCUAGUGCUGAUGACAUUGGACAAGUAUAAAUUUCUGUCACACUCAGGGUUGUCAAAAUAAUAUGGCAGUUGGUGCAUUUUUCCUUCUACCCUGGAAAAUGGGACAGCUAUUCCAAAUGUUUUUGGCUCAAUUUUCACAUGGAAGCAUUGCAUUGUGCCACUUUGUAUUACAGUUCCAUUUCUCAAAAUAUUGUGUAAAACCUCGCUUAUUGUCAGUGUCUUUCAUCAUUUGGAUCACAGUAGAUGCUAAUCUGAAACAUUUUUGUUUGUAGCCCAAAGAACAUGUUCAGAGAAUGAACAUGCAUGUGGAAAUGGUCAUUGCAUUCCAAUGCGGUGGCGCUGUGAUCGGGACAAGGAUUGUAAUGAUGGUAGUGAUGAACGAAAUUGUGGUAAGGUGUCAUUAUCUGCAGCACACCAGACAUUUGAGAGGACAUUAACAAAGCGGCCGAUUAAAAUUAAACCAUUUAAAAGAUUUUUAAGCAUAAUAUGAAACGGAGUGCGAAUUGCUUCUAGUUUUGAUAAGGUCAAUUGAAAUUGUCAAGAACUAAUUUGAAACAUUAAAAUUGAGUGAUCCUUGAUUUUUUUGAGAAGUGAAUUUUAAAUGAGUCAUCUUCAAUAUCAGCCUUUGAAUCAAUGUCUUGAGAAAUUUUAGGAAUCUUGAACACAGCAAGUAAAACUUUUGUCACUUAAGCUACUACUUGGAAAUGUCACACGCAACAGAUUUCAUUAAAAUUUUCAUUUUUACCUAAUUCAAAUUUCAAAUUUUGUGCAUCUUCUAAGUGGUUCAUAUGUCUGGUAAAUAACUCUAUUUCACAACUUUUGAUCAUUAUUACUUGUGAUUUUGCCAAAGUAAUGUUUUAAUUUUAAAAUUAGGUAUUAUGUAUGAUUAAAUGUUAACUUUGCUACUACUGUAUAUGUUUUUCAUGUUGAACAGUCAGGUUUAUCUAUUUUUUUUAGUAUGUUUAAUUUAUUAAACUUGUUUGAUUAGAUAAUAGAUAUAAUUGUAUGCCUUGUCUGAAAUACAUUGUCAUCGACAUUUAGUUAUUUAGAUUCUUAAAUGUAAUAUUUAUGCCUAGACAAGAGAAAUAUUUUGAUUGGAUAUUCCCAUAAAUGAAAUUUUGACCAUCAGGUUUUAUUUUCUGUCAUUUAAAACAUUUCCCUUGUUCCCAAAGUAACCUGUUUCAUUAAUAUCUGUGGCCAUGAUAAAAAAUUGAAGUUAAACAGUCAAGUACCAAACAAUUCACUACAAACACUCCCUGUAAAAGUGAAUAAAAAAAUAAGCAUUUAAACCUUACUAUGUCAUCCUCUCUAUGUCUGGUGAUGGAAUUUCCAUUAAUCUGUGUUUUGUUCAUUUUAUUUUUUGCUACUCUUCUCUGAAAAAAAGGACCAAUUUCUUCAGGUAACAAGACUUGUAAUGGUAAUGAGUUUACCUGUUCAAAUGGCAAGUGUAUCUCGCGUAGCUGGCGGUGUGAUCUCGAUGACGACUGUAAAGAUAACUCAGAUGAAAAAAAUUGUCGUAAGUAGUAUAUGUUUUCUUUGGUGAGCACUAUUUGUGACACAACAAGCAGUUGCAGAAUUACUCUUAACCCUUAAACUCCUGAGAUCUGAUUGUUAAUUCUCCUCUCUAGCUGCUAUAUAUUUCCUUGUAAAUUAGUAACCAGAAUUUGAUGUUAGAUCAGGAUAAAUAUUUCUUCUUGCUAAUUUUGAGUAUUCUUAUUAUGUGUUUGUGGAUAAUGUAUGGGACACAGUGUUUCAUAGGGAAAAGUUACAGGGGUUAGGGAUCUAGAGUAGAGUAUCUAGAGUUUAGAGUAUCUUCUUAAUUAGGGGUUCGAAAUUUCAUCACAAACUUUGUAAUAAUAGAUAUUUUACUGUGAUUGUUUCACUACUUUUCUCUAAUUACAUUACCUUAAAUACUCAUCCCAGCUAAGGGCCUAAAGGUAACUCACAUGUAAUCUAUGUUUCUGUCUGGGCACUUACAGCUAACAAGACAUGCAAACCAACAGAGUUUACUUGUAACAGUGGACGGUGUAUAAAGGGGUCCUACAAGUGUGAUGGGGACAAUGAUUGUCAGGAUGGCUCUGAUGAAAUUGGCUGUCCAACCACUGGUCCUGUGUGCAAGCAUAGUGAAUUUCAGUGCAAUUCUCAUGACUGUGUUCAUGAAAGUUGGGUAUGUGAUGGAGAAAAUGAUUGCAGUGAUGGCUCAGAUGAGAAAGGAUGCAGUGAGUAUUAAAAUUUCAAAUGUCUGAUGUUGAAUUAAAAAAGCAACAGUAAAGUAUUUUUUAGGGAAUUUUAAUGCUUGUGGUAAAUCAAAAAGCAAAGUGAUAAGAACUGCCCAUAAGAUUAAAGAAAGAAACACCAGGAGCCUAUGAAAAUGGAGAGGAAUAUAAGUAAAGUGCUUGAAGGGCAGGGAAAUGCAGCUGACUAGGUGGGGAUGAAUUUCCUUUUAGUUUUGAAGCUGAUUGGUAAAGAUGAUUGCAUGAGUUUUCUGGACAAAUUACUGAGCAAAACAAAACAAAACAAAAAUAAUUCCUGAAUGCUUUUGACACUCUGCUGAAAAUUGCCUUUUGGGGUUAAAUUAAUGUGUGCAUGUUUCUAAGAAACCUUAGUUGGAUGAAUACAAAUGUAAGCCCUUUGUCCAUGUGACAGUAGAGAAUUUAAGAACGCAAUGGCAGCAAUGGCAACAAGAACUUAGUGAAACAAAAGAUCUUAUGAGCAAAACAACAGUGAAACAUGUGAGUUCUAAAACUUUGUACUUAACCAUCCCAUACAAAGCAAAAACAUGAAACAGUUAAUGCAUCGAGCUAUUGGCCAAAAUCUUAGAGGAAAAUAAAUUACACUUUUCAUGCAACUUUUUAUCACACGUUGCGGUAGUGACAUCUUAAACUCCCUAAAAUAGUAGCCAGGUCAUUAACAGGUGACUGUCUUGAUCACAAGGUCAGGUUUAGCCUUGGGCUGCUGGUGUAAUUUAAAGAUUAUCCACUGAAGGGGCAAGCAGUGAAGAUGUUGAUUGACUAAAACUUCUGCUUAUAUUUUUUUGUUUUCUUCAGAUGUUACCUCCUGUGGUUCUAAUGAGUUCAGUUGUACCAAUGGGAGGUGCAUAUCUAUUCACUCGCAUUGUGAUGGCAAAAAUGACUGUUUAGACAACUCAGAUGAGCGGAAUUGUGGUGUGUUGAUGAGUUCUACUGCUCCAUGUAUUGUUCAGUUUGAUUUUGAAUUUUUAGUACCAUCUUGUUGUCUAAUCAGGAAAGAUGUAUGUUUCCCCUUUUAGCUCCUGUAAAACCAAAGCCUUGCAAGGAUGAUGAAUUCCAAUGUGGUGAAACAGACCAAUGUAUUCCAUACAGUAAAGUUUGUGAUGGUAAUGAGGACUGCAAGAAUAAAUUGGACGAACCUUUUACUUGUGGUAAGUAACUCCUUUUUUCCAUGAAGCUGGUCACAUCUAAUUGACUCUGUUUUCACAUAAAUAAAAUAUAUUACAAGGGCAUCUCAUGUAUUGCUAAACAAAAAUGUUGGAAUCGUAAGUAGGUUUAAGCUUGUUAGUAUUUAAAGUUCAUAUCCAUGAUGAAUCUUGUUUUUGAAAAAGUAUUAUAUCUAGAGCAAAGGUGUAAGACAGUAUUCUAAUGUGAAUUUAAGAACUUUAAAUAGCUGAUCCUGUUAAAUUAUUUUUUGAACAGCAAUUAAUGAAUGUAUUGAUCACAAUGGCCAUUGUCAACAAAUCUGCAAUGAUACCAAAACAUCUCACUUCUGCUCCUGUCGUCCGGGCUUUGAAGUAGAUAAGGAAGAUCCAAGAAUUUGCAGAGGUAUUGCCUUAGAAAUUAGAAAUAUAUUGUCCUUUUUUUGUUCCACAUUUAGGAUCUUGCAGUGCACCUUUUGUAGACUAGUAUUCAAGGGAGGGGUUCUGCAGUAUCCUUUAGGUAGCUUUAAAUAGACUAAGGGAGCUUUGAUAGGCCUGUGAUUAUUAACCCCUAGAGGUGAUAAGUGUGUAAAUUCUCCUUACCAUGUCAGCACAUUAUUUGCUAAUCAGGUGAUAAAAAAGGCAAGUUUAUCAGGUAGAAGGUGAUAUCCUUGGGUAACUCCACAUUCUCUUUACUAGUUCCAAGGAAAAAUUUUGCAUCACACAAAUGAACCAGAGGAAUUUGAGGGAAAGGAACUGUUAACAUUAACCCUCCAGCACAAAAUUACACUUUUAACAGACUUCACAGGAGGCAUACAGAAGUUAGAGACCUAGUGGUAAUUAUUUUCAGUAUUUGCAUUGGAAAUUCUUUUGAGAUUUUUUAAUGAUUCCUUCUAGAUAAGAACGAGUGUGAAAUUCCAGGGUCAUGCAGCCAAACUUGUUACAACACAAAAGGAAGUUUCAAAUGUUAUUGCCGAAGUGGGUAUGAACUGGAGCCAGAUCGCCGAACCUGUAAAGCGAUAGGUAAGUGGACAUAGUGCCUUGGCUUUUAAAUGUGUACCUUAUGUUUAGAUGAAUGGCUAAGGACUUCAACAUAAGGGCAUAGGAAGGAAAGGAGGGAGAAAGUUUAGCUUUGAAUUUGUGCUUUGUCUGGUUUCAGCAUUGCGUAAGAGCCAUUCAACUCAAGUUUGUGAUGAAGAGACUUUUUCAUUUUUCACAGGUGAAUCAGGCUUCCUCAUUUUUGCCAAUCGUCAAGACAUUCGCCGCCUCUUGUUUGAUUCUUCUGACUACACAGAAAUGGUACCAGAGCAGCGGGGUGCUAUAGCGUUAGACUAUGACUUUGAAAGUGGGUACAUAUUCUGGACAGAUGUCAUUGAUGAAAAUAUCAGGCGAACUAAGAUGUAUGACAGUUCUGUCGUUGAAGACUUGGUGAAGAUAAACCUCCAUACACCAGAUGGAAUUGCUGUAGAUUGGAUUAACAAGAAGUUAUAUUGGACAGACACUGGUGUAGACAUGAUUGAGGUAUCUGAUUUUGAUGGCAAGAAUCGUCUUCAAUUGGUAACAACAAAUCUGGAGGAACCAAGAGCUAUUGUUGUGCAUCCUUCUCUUGGGUAUGUGGAAGUAAAUAAUGUAUUGUGGUUCUUUUAUGGUUUUCUAUUUGUGGGAAUCCUCAGUUACUUUAUGUGUGGCUUAUCCUUAUAAUUCAGAAUUAUGAGCUGACUUUUUUUCUGAGCAGCUGCAGGUUUUAACCUAUUGGUAACUAUCAGUUGACACUUGAGAGGUUAAGCAUGGGGUUUAGGAGAAAUGGCAGAUGGUAAAAAUUGAAAUUCUGGUAAUAUGAUUUAGGCAGUUGGCACACCAUAACAAAAAUAUUUGAAUGAGAGAUUUUCCUCAAAUCUCCCUUGCUAGGCUGAUUUGAGGGUUCUAGAGAAAAUAUGUCAAAUCUGACUUAAUUUUUGUUCUUAGUCACAGCUGUAAACAUGCUUAAACUAAAUUGUUUUUCUUUUCGCUAUUGCUUGCUGUAAUUGCAGUCAAAAUUAGAAUAGUUAGCAUGUAUAUCUAAAUCCUUUAAUUUGAUUACUUUUUGUUUUUCAGGUUUAUGUUUUGGACUGAUUGGGGUGAGAAGGCAAAGAUUGAAAAGUGUGGAAUGAAUGGAGACCUUGAAACAAGGCUGGAGAUAGUUAAUACCAGUAUCCUGUGGCCCAAUGCACUUGCAAUAGAUUAUACUGUUGACAGAAUUUGGUGGGCAGAUGCAAAACUCCACACUAUAGAAUCAUCAGAUUUAAAUGGAGGAAACAGACGGCUGGUGUUGAGUGAGAACAUCAACCAUCCAUUUGCAUUGACUAUUUUCCAGAGCUACAUUUAUUGGACAGACUGGCAUCUUAAUGCAAUCCACAAGGCUAAUAAAUUUACUGGUGAAGAGAGAUCUAUUGUGAUGGAGAAUCUGUUUUCACCAAUGGAUAUUCAUGUCCAUCAUAGACAGCGACAACCUAUAGGUAACUUUAACUACUUACAUGAUUGAAUGACAUGCAACCUCUCCUCACAAUUCCUAUAUAUAUAUAUAUCAUUUUGGGAAAGAUACUCUGUACUUCAUUCUCAUACCAAGAGUAUCAGUAAGGCAAAGAAGUACUGGCAAAGUGUCAAGGAAAUGAUGAAAUGUUGUUGGUAACUUAUGAUGCACCUGUGCCCUGAAAUGCAGUAGACAGAUAACAGUGUGAAGUCUUAGAAGACUAUUUUUUAAGUAUAAGUGAAAAUGGCCCAGGCCGUUUGCAUAGUAGGUGGAGAAUUCUCUAACCUUCAUACUAAAUGAACACCCCCUAACUGGUGUGUGGCCGAGUGGGCAAGGGGAUUUAUGUUCCCUUGAGUUUCUUGAUGCAGAUGAAUCAUGGGAAUGCUCUUGUGAAAUAGACCACUUGACUGGAUUGCAGCUGAAUUGUAGCUUAAAUCAUUGAUAUCUUAAUUGAACUUUUUCAAUUUCCUUUGAAAACAGGAAUGAAUCCAUGCACUGUUGUGGCAGAGUAUGGCGGCUGCAGCCAUAUUUGUUUAUUAGCUCCCAAAAUUAAAAAAUAUCCAGAUGGUUUCUCCUGUCACUGCCCCUCUGGUAUUAAUCUGCUUUACGAUCACAGGACCUGCAAUACAACAGGUACCAGUCUUGUCUGUAAACAUUUGGUUAAAAGAACUUUUAAUGUAUUUUUUCUUGGUGUUUAAUCUUAAAACUUCUUGAUGAGGUUUUUCUGUGUGUGUGCUUUUGUUGUUUCUCUCCCCUCCUACAAAUCUGGUAGGUUCCAUCAGUAAAGUAAAAUAUUUAGUACACUUUUAUGAAAAAUUUUUGUGUUGAGGAGUAAGUGUUUCUAGCUGUGACAUAAUUGAUCAUUUGGUGAUCUACUUUCAUAAACCCAGGCACACUCACAUAACUGCUUUAAUGUAUUUUUAAGAGUACAGUUCAGAAUGCUAGGUAUCAAAGCUCUUGUCUACGUAUUUUGUUAGGGAAGAAAUCUUUCUUGUUCAAUUGAGCAAUUUAUUUCAUACUUUUUCCCAAUGCCAUUUCCAGAGCAGCUUAAUUUCCUGUAGUACCUUGUCCUUUUACCUAAUUGAAGGCGACAAAAUGUUGUCUCAGUAGGGCUUGCAAGAUUUAUUUAUGCUUGGGAAACCUUUUUUGCGCUCAAACAACUAAAAAGACAAACCAUUCUUUGCUCUCAGAUGAAAAAAACACUUGUAUAACUUGGAAAGAUUUUAGUUUAAAACUUUCUAUAGAAUCAGUCUUUUGUCUUUAUUUUUUAAUAAAAGUUGAGAUCAGGAUCAUAUUGAAAGGAAAACUCUAGGACUAAGGAAUGUUUGUUCACUCAUUAUUUAAGUUUGGGCUGAUUUGUACCCUAAAUCCCAGUAAAUGAAGUUUUCAUCAUACUUUUUUUUAUCUUUCUAGAUGCUUUCAAAUGCACAGAUAAAACAUGUCGUAAUGGUGGAACAUGUGUAAUAAAAGAGGAAGGGGCAUUACCAUCUUGCGAGUAAGUCUUUUUUUUCCUCGCAUUUUACAAUCAGGAAGAAAGUUGUCUUUUGUAUUGUUGUCCUGUUAUUUUUGAAUAAUUAUCAUGGAUAAAAAUGAAAACCAAGAUUCUAAUAUUACUUGGACAACUCUGAACUCCGUCUCCUUCAUCUUCUCUGUACUGGUUAGCAGGGGAUGUUAAAGAACCCACACACUUGUUGCGAAGAGUUGGGAACGUAGCUUUUGGUGUUGUUGUCUGGCUUUUUAUUGUUUAUACAGGCUUCCUUAUAAAUCAGUUUUAAUGCUGAACUGGGCCAGCCUAAAACUAAAUUUUUUUUUUUAUUUUUACUUAAGAUGUACUUACGAGUUUACAGGAAAGGAUUGUAGCAUAAAACGCAGCCUACCUCCUUUCACUGCCAGUCCCACGUAUACUACACCUGGAAUGAGUGGAUUGCAUGAACUUAAAGGAGAGGAUGCUGGUGAGUAAACUAGAUGAGCUUUGUCUUAAACUCCCAAGAUCUCAUCAUCAAUUUUCUACACCAAAGUCCAUGCACUUCUUAUAACUUUAGAUCUGAGAAUUUGAACUUAAUUCCAACAUUAUCUCAUUUUCUCCCUACAGUGCUUUGUUGUUUUCACUUUGAGUUCUCAUUGGCACCUUGCAAUGUUUUCUUUGACCUGAAUGCAGUUGAGAUUAUUUGGUCUUGGCUUUACAUUACUCAGUACCUAGCCUGGGUGGUUUUAAGGGUGGAGAAUGGUCUGCACCAAAUAACCCUUAUCUGAUGAAUGAAAAUUUCUUGGAAAUGUUUCUUCUUUUUGUUAGCGUAAUGGUUUUAUGAAGUCAACAACUGAUGCUUUGUAUCUUUCUUGCAGGUGUCACAGCAGCAAUAUCAGUUGCUGUGGUAGUAGUCCUUUUAGCUCUGGGUGGCUUGAUCGUAUGGCUAGUUUACAGAAGAAUACGUAGAAAGUAAGUGUUUCCAAGUCAGGGUAAUUCAAUUGUUGUUAUCAUUAAGUAACAAUAGAAUUUCAGAGCCCUGUCACCUGAAAGAGUGAUUAUCACCAUCAACCACAUUUCAAAUUUUGCUGGAUCAAUUAGGUUUUAAGUCCCUCAUUCCUAGAUGUGAUUAGAGUAAGGCUGAGAGAUGGCAGUGAGUUUUAAUUUAGAGAAAUGUUUGCUAAGCCAAUUCUGAGUAUUUGUGUUACAGCAGUUACAAGUAAUUAUUGUGCUUAUGGAAUUUGAAACUUUUUUUGGGGGGGUGGGGGGGUUUGUUUGAUUCAAUGAAAUAUAAUAUAAUAUACCAUGUCCUGAGAAAACAAGGAAAAAAGUAAAAUAAAGAGAACAAGACUAACCAAGAAUAUUAAGGGAUGUGGUGAAAAGUCUUCUGUUAGCAAAAUCCUGUUUUGUUACUUGAUGAUCAUGUAGAAAUUUUAAUGAUUUUGUAUUUGUUUUCAGCAAUCUUAGAUCAAUGAGUUUUGAUAACCCUGUGUAUAAGAAAACUACGGAAUCUAAUGGCUCACUGGAUAGAAUAAGUAUAAGAUUUGGUCAUUCUCACGGAAAAUGUCAGUCAUUAUUGGUGAGUUGAUGUUUGAUUAUAGGGUUUAGUAAUAACAACAUUACACCCUGCUACAUGACCUCUAAACAUGGGUUGCUGAAUCAGUGAAAUUUGUGGCAAAUAAAGUUCCCAAGAUGUUUCCACUCCAUGAUAACUAAUUAAAAGCAGUUUCUACCUGUAAAGAACAAGUCUCAAGUUUAUUCCAUAAGCUACCAUUCCAAGACUCGAACUUAUGUUGUAUUGUGGCAUUUUGUGACUUUUUUCCUUUUCUCUUUUUUCCAGAGCUCAUUCCGGAAUGAAGUUGAAAUUCACAGUUGCUAGCAUUUCAAUUGUUAUCCAAAUGGCAAAGGCCAGAAAAUCUGAAGAGACUGUUGCAAAUAUUUUUUUCAUUCUUGUCUCUGCUAUCUGUCUGAAUUUAGAGCAUUGUGAACUGAAUUAUAUUUUAAAGCUGAUAAUGCACAUUUCAGCCUUUAAGGAGUAGUAAAAUUUGUUUGAAGUUCAUGUUUGUACCACAACAUACAUGAACUUCCCUUUUUUUACCAAAAAAAAAAAAAUAUGUUUUCUGCUUCAGAAGUACCAAUACUUUUUUUUGCACCAGUCUUUAAAGAUUGACCAGCCUUUGCCAAGUGGGUAAUAAUUCAUUAAAUAGGUUGUCAAAUUAAGAAUAUAUAUAUAUUAUAUACAUCUAGUUAUAUAGAUAUUCAUAAGCCCAUCCUGGAGAUGAUAUGGCUUGGCAUGCAGAUUGUAUAAGUGAUAUUUAAAUAAUUGUAAUUUUUUUGUGUUAAGGUUCCUAGUGUUGCUUGUCUGUUUGGGGAAAACUCAUUUGAAGCCUCUUUGAUUGCUGUGUGAUGUGAUUACUAAUGUCACACAGCUUUUUUGGUAAACAAUAGUUCUUGUUUUUGCCUCCGUCUAAGAAGU
Pocillopora meandrina is the source of this 43742-nucleotide messenger RNA. Lineage: Eukaryota; Metazoa; Cnidaria; Anthozoa; Scleractinia; Pocilloporidae. The record is from the annotation of a GenBank genome assembly.